This is a messenger RNA of Cottoperca gobio, 4105 nucleotides long. Its product is annotated as deubiquitinase DESI2. Lineage: Eukaryota; Metazoa; Chordata; Actinopteri; Perciformes; Bovichtidae. Gene Ontology annotation, biological process: protein deubiquitination. The record is from RefSeq and is a predicted model, not a curated record. Gene Ontology annotation, molecular function: deubiquitinase activity. Bases 671 to 1252 code for a protein of 193 amino acids. The transcript has 5 exons.
UCGGAGGCAGAUGAUGUAAUCCCCAGCAGGAGAGAGAGAGAGGCAGAGCCGGAGAACAGCCGCAACACACGGAUGGAUCUCGGCUUUCUGAACUCCAUUUAAAACAAUCAUCGGGUGAGUGAACGGUUCCGUGUUGUUGGAGGAGUCAUGCCGCGGAGGUUCGUCCCCUCCCGAGGAAGAGGAUGCUGCAUGCGGACCCGGAGCAGCACCGGCCGGGGAAACUGCUGCUGUAAUUAACCACCACGGCUCAGGAGGAGUCCUCUCCCGCAGCUGCUGCACCAUCCUCCGGGUGGAGAUGUCCCGCACUCCGUCGACGUCGGUCCGUCCUCGCUGGCUGUCGCCUGUUUCCGCCCGUGAUGACCGGAGGGCGGCGGCCCUGUGUGUGGAUCAUGUUAUCACCUCUGAUGCUUCUCAUAUGACAGUUUGAGCUGUUGUGGUUGCUUUUAUUUCGCAAUUACACCUGUUGGGGACAUUUUCCUGGCUUUACUCGCUUUUUACCGGUUUCCCUGCGGGGGAAUGAGCAGCCUCCACCCCCCCAGCAGCACACGCCGGCCCGCCGCUGCAGCUGCCCGCCGUGUGGCCCUGCUGUGACCGACCCCGUGUGGAAGUCCGGACAACCAGAAAACGUGGAGGGUGGGGGACGUUUGCCUUUCCAGCUCAGGUUUAAACCAUGGCCAAUGAACCUGUCAUCCUAAACGUGUAUGAUAUGUACUGGAUCAACGAGUACACUUCCAAUCUGGGCAUCGGAGUCUUCCACUCAGGCAUCGAGAUUUAUGGCAGAGAGUUUGCAUACGGGGGCCAUCCGUACCCGUUCAGCGGCAUCUUUGAGAUCAAUCCCGGGAACGCCACUGAGCUGGGAGAGACAUUCAAAUUCAAGGAGGCCAUCGCUCUGGGCACCACAGACUUCACUGAGGAGGACAUAGACAAAAUCAUGGAGGAGCUCGGCAAAGAGUUCAAAGGCAACGCCUACCAUCUGAUGCACAAGAACUGCAACCACUUCUCCUCCUCGCUGUCCGAGUUGCUGUGCGGACGGGAGAUCCCUCGCUGGGUCAACAGACUGGCGUACUUCAGCUCCUGCAUCCCCUUCCUGCAGAGCUGCCUCCCCAAGGAGUGGUUGACCCCGGCGGCGCUGCAGAGCCACAUCAGCCUCCACAAAGAGGAGCAUAACGAGUCCAGCGACGAGGACCCUUCGUCCCCGUCCGGAGCCGCCGCCACCGGCUCCUCCCACGGCUGUCGCCACACGAGGGUGUGAACUGCCCAACACGCACGCUGACCUCCGGACCCGCUGCCACCUCUGCUCGUGGCUCAAAGUGGCGUUUGUGGGCUUGAACAACCAGCUGACCUCAUACUGUUUGUCCUCUGAGGGAGGAGAAGAAGAAGCUCCCACAGGAUGACUGACUUUACCCCGAAGUGUUGCUCAGACUCCACAACAACUAACGUGUAGAUCUGAAGCUUGUUAUUAUUCCUCUUUUUUCCAUGAACUUUUAAACCUUUGUCAGCCUUGUUCCCUGCCUUCAGAGCUGCUUUUGUAGAACAACUCGACACCUGAGACAGCUAACCUGCUCAACUUCAACAAGUUCUCGUUCAGAAACCUCAAUGUGGCCUUCAGUUGAUGUCUCUGCUGUCAGUGUGGGGGCUUAAGUCGUUCACUUUGGCCACUUUAGAGGGUUUCAAGAGGAUUUGAUUGUUCCUAGAGUUCAGUCUAAAAACGUUGCAUGUUGAAAGAAUUUGACAACUGAACUAACCGGCGUUGCCAGAGCGGCAAACGGCUCUUAAAAUGAUUGUAUUCUGAGGAAACCUAAAUCAUAACCCCGAAAACAAAUAGGCGUUAAUGUGUAAUCUGCCUACAGAUCUACCAACCGUUGUCUGGAGAGACAGAAGAAGAGAUGCGUAAACAUUUCACUCUGGAACUGAAUGAAAACGAGACGGCACAGACUAGACUCUCAAAAUGUUUAAAUUAUCGUACGUUAUGGCACUUUUUGCUAUUAUUGAUCGUACAGAGGGCAAGAUUAUCGUACGAUAAAUCUAUAACGUAAGUAUGAUCGUCAUGUCCAUAUAUAAAUUAAAAUGAGACGGCGCAGACUUCUAAUUGUAAACAUCGCAAAAUGUUUAAAUUAUCGUACGUUAUGGCACAUUUUCGCAUUAUUUAUCGUACAUCUGGCAACGCUGGACGCCACAUUUCUGAUCACAUCAUCAAGUAUUUCUUUUUCUUUUUUAAAACCAAUAAUGGAUCCUGGGACAGUUCAAACACUUGGCCGUUGAUUCAGCACGAUCUGCGAACAUCUCAGAGACACAAACACAAAGCAAGUCAAGCUGCUACACUGACUAUUAUUGACUUUGUGUCCAGUACAAUUUUUGUCUACGCUUUUAUAUCCAAAUGGUCUUUAUAUUAUAACUUCCAGGAGAGGAAAUGUACAUUCACGCCCUGAGCAUGUUCCUCGGUGACGCCGCUCGAGUUACAGUAACCCCAAACUCAAAGAUACAAAUGUUUCCUCUCACCUGUCGUGCUAUUUAUCAAUCUAGAUUAAAAGAGACGUUCAGCAAACUCUACAGCAAUGUCUCCUCCAGAUAAUCCACAGACCAGUUGGAACUAUUUUCUUUCAAAAGUCUUAAGAAUGUGAAGACAUGGGAAGUAGAACUUAAAUUACUUUCUGAGGCAUUAAAACAUUCUUAAGCUGCAGGAACCUUGUGCAGGACUUCUUUCUACCGAACUAACCCACCAACUAGUUAGCGUGAGCCUCUCGUUGGUGCUUGUAGUUCGGUAGAAAGAAAAUAGUUCCUCCAUGAAACUGCUCACAACACAGUCUGUGGAUUAUCUGGAGGAACCGGCUCAGAGACGUUUCUGUUGAGCCCCACAAGCCGAGCACCAUCUAACUCCAUCAUACGGAGAGAAGGCCGACAUCUCUACGGCUCAUAUCUCCAACACUCAGGAACUCACACCAAAACACUCUAGAUCUAUAAAUAGCUCUACAGGUGGGGGGGAACAUGUGGAUUUUGGAUUUUGGGGUGAACUGUCUCUUUAAAGCAAUAAGUUCCACAUUAUGGGAAAUAUACUUAUUCGCUUUCUUGCCGAGAGUUAGACGAGAAGAUCAAUACCACGUUCACGUCUGUAUGGGGAGUAUGAAGCUAAAGCCAGUCUUUAUGCUAAGCUAAGCUAAGACGCUUAGCUUAGCAUAAACAGGGGGAAGCUGCUCGCCUGGCUCUGUCCAGCACGCUGAGCGCUCACAGUGUAACACGUUGUGUUGUGUUUAGGGCUGCAUCAGUGAGUGAAAAGUCUUGUGUUGUCACUUUAAUUGGAUUUAAAACAGAGACAAGCAGCAGAUCUCCAUGUUUGAGGCUGAAAGCAGCAUUUAAAGACAUCGUUACACUUUGUUAAACCACAACAAAAAGUGUACAAAUCUUUGGACAGAGCCAGGCUAGCUGUUUCCAGUCUUUGUGCUAAGCUAAGCUAAGCUAAGCUAAGCUAAGCGGCUGCUACCUGAAGCUUCAUAUUUAUCCCACAGUGGAGAGUGGUAUCACACUUCCCAUCUAACGCUCAGCGUGCAAACAAGUAAGUUAAUCUCCCAAAGUGUCAAACUUAUUCCUUUAUGACCAUUUUAUGUUUCAACUCAUGAAAUCAAAGCAUUUUAAUGAGUUAAACUUUGUAAGAAGUUACUUCUGAGGUGUCGUGAGACGUUCAGAUACUCAUAAAGAGAAAACAUGAUGUCAUGAAGUUACUUGUAAUCUGUGGUUUUAUCAUACAUGCAGGUUAACGAGCGUGACGAUGAUGCCGAUGAAACAUCCUCCUGGUCGUGUUACUCAUUUUAUUUCACCUUGCUUCCUCUUUUGUAAAUGCAAAAGCUCAGAGAAGCAGGUCACACGUGAGUUUCAUCUUGUCCCUCUCAGGAAGGAAAUUCUUCUUGUUCUUAAAUAAGCUUUUAUUUAUUUGAUGUCUUUUCUCAUUUCAUCCAUGCUCGAAAGUGUUGGGCACUUCGUCCAGAGCGGAGCAGGCAGGUAUUCUUUUCUAUCGUUCUGUAUCAACCAUAACCUUUUAUUUACUUUUCCUAACCCAAGACAAUUUCAAGAAUGAUGAUAUAGUACUAGAAUAAAGAAACAGAAUAACAAA